Messenger RNA from [Candida] anglica, 1035 nucleotides. The record is from the annotation of a GenBank genome assembly. Lineage: Eukaryota; Fungi; Ascomycota; Pichiomycetes; Serinales; Debaryomycetaceae.
AUGUCUGGUACUUUACAAAGACGCCGUGGAGGUGGAUCCAAGUUAACUGCCAAUGCUAGAAACUCUGAAGAUGCUCCGGGCUCCCCCACCACUUCCUCCCCAAACACUGAGACCGUCGGGCACAAAAUUGGCUAUGAUGAAAGAGAUAUCCACGACCGUAAAGAAUUAAACUUACCACUUCUCACUUUAAUGGAAGAAGUCUUAUUAAUGGGUCUCAAGGAUAAGGAAGGUUACCUUUCCUUCUGGAACGAUAAUAUCAGUUACGCUCUCCGUGGAUGUAUUCUCUUGGAAUUGGCGUUCCGUAACCGUAUUUCCUUGGUGAAUGAUCCUGCCCGUAGACGUUUUGAACUUUCUGAUCGUCUUAUUGAAGUGAUUGACCCAGAACCUACUGGUGAAGUUCUUCUUGAUGAAGCACUCAAAAUCAUGAAGAAUGAUGAACUGAACCUCAGUGUCACAAACUGGAUAGACUUGCUUUCCGGUGAAGCCUGGACCUUGAUGAAGAUCAAUUAUCAACUUAAACAAGUUAGAGAACGUUUGGCCAAGGGCCUUGUUGACAAGGGAGUCUUGAGAACUGAACGUAAGAACUUUUUCCUCUUUGAUAUGGCUACCCAUCCAGUUGCUGACAAGAUGUCCAAAGAAUUCAUUAAGAGCAGAAUAUUGAACUUGCUCGUAGCGAGAAAUGUUGAUUUGGAAACUUCCAAUGUCAAUGAUCAAUUCCCACGUGAAACUCUGUUCAAGUACCUUCGUUCUAUAGCACUUGUAUGCGGUUCAUACGCUGCCAACGUUUUGGAAAACGUCUUAAUAUCGCUCAAUUAUGACAAGAGAGACCAAGCAUUUGCUCGUGCUGAUGAGAUUUUGAACGAUUAUAGUGAGUUCCCAUUCAACACAAAGUCUGCAUCCAGUCCUUUAGGAUUAGGCUUGAACUUAUCAUCUGAAGUUACACAAGAGAUCGAAAAGAGUUCUGCUAGUGACUUGCAAUUAGAAUUGAUUGCAGCAGUGUUGAGUGUCUUUGCAAGAAUGGACUCAAUUUUGUAG